Cuscuta epithymum is the source of this 2207-nucleotide messenger RNA. Lineage: Eukaryota; Viridiplantae; Streptophyta; Magnoliopsida; Solanales; Convolvulaceae. The record is from the annotation of a GenBank genome assembly.
GGCGGAGGCUCGCAGCGGUGCGGACGCUAGUAGCUGGUGCACACUCAGUGUUGAAGAAGAAAAUACAGAAACUUUCCUAGAAUAUGAGAGUAAACUGAGGGGUAAUUGGAAGGGAAAAGGAAAAAAGCAGAGCAGCGAGAAGGGAGGCCUGAAGAAGAUGACGAGUGAAAUUGGAACCGAUGAGAGUGCUGGCUACUCAAAAGCUUAAGCCUUUCUUCCCUGCUAAUAGAAAAAAUUGGCUCCUACAACCCUGACAGGUGCAAGGCAAAAGCCCUAUUACCGGCCCAAUUGUCCAAAGACCCAAAAUUAACGCAGCAAAACCGCCAGUACCUCCUUCGGAGAUUCGGCCCUUCUCAAUUUUCACCUUCGGACCUUCCGUAGCCCCGGAUUCUUGGGUGACCGUUGUCAAGGCUACUCAGCGAAGGAAAAUCUGUUUUUGCUCAGUUUGUGGAUUACACUUCAGAAAUCACCACUUAGGAGAUCAGUGAGAAGAUGGCUGUGGUUGCUUCUGCGCCGGGAAAAGUUUUGAUAACAGGAGGUUAUCUAAUCCUUGAGAGGCCCAAUCCAGGGAUUGUCCUGAGUACAAAUGCUCGCUUUUAUGCCAUUGUGAAGCCACUUUAUGAGGAGGUCAAACCCAAUAGUUGGGCAUGGGCAUGGACAGAUGUGAAAUUAACUUCUCCUCAGAUGUCAAGAGAAACUCUCUACAAACUGUCACUUAAACAUUUCAAACUUCAGCCUUCAUCUACACGCGAUUCAAGAAACCCCUUUGUGGAAAAUGCAGUGGAGUAUGCCAUUGCAGCAGCACAUGCAACCUUUGAUAAAUAUAAAAAGGAUGUUUUACAUAAACUACUUUUGCAAGGUCUUGACAUUACAAUCUUGGGUUGCAAUGAAUUUUAUUCAUACCGGAACCAGAUUGAAGCACAUGGACUUCCUCUAACACCAGAAUCUCUGGCUUCUCUUCCUCCUUUCACUUCAAUAACCUUUAAUGCAGAAGAAGCUGGCAGUGAAAGUAAAAAACCUGAAGUUGCUAAGACUGGAUUGGGAUCAUCAGCAGCCAUGACAACUGCAGUUGCUGCUGCUUUGCUUCAUUACCUUGGCGUUGUUAAUCUUUCCUCCUUGACCGAUGAUCAAUUUCAAGGAAAGAGAGAUGCUGAUGUUCUUGACAUUGUUCAUGUGAUUGCUCAAGCCGCACACUGCAUUGCACAGGGUAAAGUUGGUAGUGGAUUUGAUGUGAGUUCUGCAGUCUAUGGAAGCCAACGGUAUGUACGGUUUUCACCUGACGUGCUUUCUCCUGCUCAGAAUGCAGGUAUGGCAACACCACUGACAGAAGUCAUAAGUGAGGUGCUAAAAGCAAAGUGGGACCAUGAGAGGACUAAAUUCUCUUUGCCUCCUUUGAUGACUCUUUUACUAGGAGAGCCAGGAUCAGGAGGAUCAUCCACACCAUCAAUGGUAGGUGCUGUAAAAAAAUGGCAGAAGUCAGACCCUCAAAGUUCACAGGAAACAUGGAGGAAGUUACUGGAAAAAAAUUCUGCUCUUGAAAGGAACCUAAAUGCCUUAUCGAAGUUGUCAGAAUGUGAUUAUACUUCGUAUGAGUAUAUUAUCAACUGCUGCAGCACGCUUCCAGCUGGAAAGUGGAGGGAGACAGUCAGUGGGCUUCACCAAACAGAGGUCGUUAAGGAGUUGUUGGGAGCUCGGGAUGCCAUGCUAGGUAUCAGAUAUGAAAUGCGCAAAAUGGGCGAGGCUGCCGGAAUCCCAAUAGAACCAGAAUCUCAAACGCGGCUUCUGGAUGAGACAAUGAAUAGGGAGGGAGUAGUGCUGGCUGGUGUUCCAGGUGCGGGUGGCUUUGAUGCCAUCUUUGCAGUCACAUUAGGAGGCUCUACUACUUCAAGCACAGACAAUCUCAUCAGAGCAUGGAGUUCGCGCAAUGUGCUCGCCCUUCUUGUGAGAGAAGACCCUCGUGGUGUUUCCCUGGAGAAGCAUGAUGACCCUCGAAUCCGGGAAGUUACCUCAGGUGUUUCAUCUAUCAAGAUUUGAUUUGAAUUAAUAACGCAUAGCAGAUUAUUGAGCAUUUUCUGCAGUACAGUAAUUUAGAGUUUUGUUGUAACUGUUUGCUAUUUAUUUGUACCCCUACCAAAUAUUAAUAAUAAUAAUAAUACAGCUAAACUUAAUAAAUGCGUAUUUACCUCUUCGUUUUAGUCCUUCAGUAA